AUGAGUGGGCGACGCAGUCGGUUGUUAUCGUGCCUCGCUGUAAUCGCAUGGUGCGCGACGUUGCAUCUCCGCGCGCUGCCAGCCUCGGCGGCGAUCGUCGUCGUAACUCCCAAGAACGCCUCUUACGUCAUCAAUGACGUCGACGCCAACUUCGGCGGUAUCAUCCCCUCGAGCGGCAUUCGCGGCGUUCUGCGCCGAGCGGAGCCGCUCGACGCGUGUCAGCCGCUCGCGUCCCGCGCAAAGCGCGCAGAGCGGGCCUUCGUGCUGAUCACACGUGGCAACUGCCUAUUCGACACCAAGGUUCUCAACGCGCAAGUGGCGGGUUACGCGGCCGCGAUAGUGUUCAAUAACGAGGACAACGACGAGCUUAUAUCGAUGUCCGCGCGCAACGUGUGGGACGUGGCGAUCCCCGCGGUCUACAUCUCCCACGCGGACGGCCACCUGCUCCUCUCGCUCCUCGCCGCGCAACCCGCGUCCCUCCUCAUCCUCCUCCCCACCCUCUCCGGCUCGCUCCUCCCGCUGCUCGCCGCGGCGCUCCUCGCGCUGCUCACUCUCUCCGUCUUCCUCUCCGCGUUUCUGAUUAUCAUGCGCCAGCAGCGGAUACGGCGCGCGCUGGAGGAGGCGCGGAGGGGGGGCGCGUGGGGGGACGGGGUGGCGGAAGCGGAAGCCGCCGGGGGGAUGGGGGAGGAGGGGCUGGUGGUCAUGCGCGCGCUGCUGCUUCCGCCGCCGCCUAACAAGCGCAUCGGUUUAUCAGCUUCGGAGCUGAACGCGCUUCCAGAAAUAACAUACUCGCCUUCCAUGGAGGAUCUCGCUGAGGCUUGUAGAGGGGAUAAUGGAGCCCUCGGGAAGGCUUGUAACGGGGAUGGAGGAGCAGAGAAUGAAGCGGAUGGGGGUGAGUGGGGCGGAGAUGUCGAGGGCGGGAGGGAACAGGGGAGGAGUGAAGGGGGAGAGGAGGGAAAGGAGGAGGGGAGGAGAAGGAGGAGAGGGUGGAGCAGAGCGCUGGAGACGUGCGCCAUCUGCCUGGACGACUAUCAAACGGGCGACCGCCUCAGAGUGCUGCCCUGCGGUCAUGGGUGCCUAAGCCUCACCAUGCCUUUCGCCCCUCCCCUCCCCUCCCCUCCCCUCCCCUCUCUUCCCCACUCCUCCCCUCACUAA
This is a messenger RNA of Closterium sp. Naga37s-1, 1155 nucleotides long. The record is from the annotation of a GenBank genome assembly. Lineage: Eukaryota; Viridiplantae; Streptophyta; Zygnematophyceae; Desmidiales; Closteriaceae.